AUGGCCACAGCGGCUCUUCUGAACUUAGCACCAUCUCACCUCUGCUUCCCUUCAAGCACAGCAGCCGCUUUCUUGUGGACAAACACCCCUGACAUGCACGUCACCAGGCCAAAAUCUGCCAAGGGGCGCACGAGGCCGAGCUUCAAUUACUCUCAGAGCGUGGAAGCCUGUUCUUGCCGAGUGCUGCCUUCCCCGCUGCCAGCAGCUCCCCACCAAUUAGUGAACAGCCGGAGAGCAUCGUCCACAAAACCGGCAUUCCCAUCUGGCCAGGUGUCUCCUGAGGAAAUCCCAGAGCUCCUGCAGCAAGUGCCUUUGAGGACCUCCUCUUCCCUGAACAAGUACAGGGUGCUCCCCUCCAUCGGCUGGAAAGGCGUAGGGAGCGGCGCUGUGGAAGCUGUAGCUGAACAGACCGACCGGCUGAACGUGAGCGGGGAGCGGGAGGACAAUUCGAAAAUCAAAACUCUUACUGGAAAACAAGGAUCUGACAGUGCAUUGUCAGAAACUGAUGUCCCUGAUGAAGAAGGCUCAUGCACGCAGCGUCCUCUUGAGAAGCCAGGAAGGAAGAUGAGACAAGAGAGCCCUUCGACAUUGAUUUUAAGUGUGGAAGAGCCACCGAAAGAAGAGUCACAAUUGCUGCUUGCUAUUCGAUCUCCCUCUGGUCUGAGAUUUGAACAUCAUUUCAAGCCCACCGACACUCUCCAGACCGUCCUUGCUGUGGCGGAACAGAAAAUGUCGGCCAAAUACAAAUGCUGCAGCGUCGAGACGAUGGAGGUGCCCCGAAGGAGUUUCUCUGACCUUACGAGGUCCCUCCACGAAUGUGGGAUUCGCCACAAGUCUCUGCUGUGCAUCCGACAGAAAGAUCAGCACGACGCAGAUCUGUAG
Balearica regulorum gibbericeps (East African grey crowned-crane) is the source of this 882-nucleotide messenger RNA. NCBI's taxonomy places the organism in Eukaryota, Metazoa, Chordata, Aves, Gruiformes, Gruidae. The record is from RefSeq and is a predicted model, not a curated record.